Molecule: messenger RNA, 567 nt
Organism: Malassezia sympodialis ATCC 42132
Lineage: Eukaryota; Fungi; Basidiomycota; Malasseziomycetes; Malasseziales; Malasseziaceae
Exons: 1
Coding region: 1-567 (188 amino acids)
Biological process (GO): intracellular protein transport; endoplasmic reticulum to Golgi vesicle-mediated transport
Cellular component (GO): endoplasmic reticulum; endoplasmic reticulum membrane
Source: RefSeq, a predicted model, not a curated record
AUGACGCUGUACUACUCGAUUGUGUUUGCGCUUCUCCUGCUGGAGAUGGCCAUGUUCAUGGUCCUGAUUGUACGUGCGCUGUACUCACGCCAGGUGCCGCUGCCCUUCUCCGCGCGGCGCAAGCUCUUCCGCUUCCUCGCGACGAGCCAGAUUGUGGCCAAGAUCAACUACUGCGUCCGCAUCACCUUUAUUUUCGUCGCGGUCCUGUUCAUCGACGCGUUCCAGCGCAUGAUGAAGAUCAAGGCCGAGUCGGCCGUCACCGAGACGCACCAGGGCUUCCAGGACUUCCGCACCGAGACAAACUACCACGCCAAGAAGUUCUACGCGCAGCGCAACGUGUACCUCACGGGCUUCACGCUCUUCCUGAGCCUCAUCCUCGCGCGCACGCACUCGCUCGUGCUCGACCUCAUCAACGCCCAGGAGGAGCUCGCGGCCAACACCGACGCGGGCUCGACCGACAUGGCGACGAUGAAGAAGCAGAUGCAGCAGCAGCAGGACGAGUACAACCGCCUCUCGGACGAGCUCGCCAAGGCCCAGUCGGCCGUGUCGGACAAGAAGAGCGAUUAG